AAACUGCACAGCUUUCCUUCGACGAUGAUGGGAAUCCUUUUAAAGGGGUUGUUGGCGACCGUGAUGCUUUGCCGGUGGAACGGCAUUGCGUUUACAAUUGCCUCUGGCCGCUUGGGAGGUUCUCCAAAGCGUCCUUGGGGUCACUGCGUAAACACAAGAGCCAGCAUUAUAUCGACAGUCAACCCAGAAAUAAAUCAAUGGCACUGGUUCCAUACAGUUCGUGGGGGAGCUUUUCCUGUUGCUUCAUCUUCGUCGCCCUCGCCGCCUGCUCCCCCUGGACAAAGCAUGUUUAAGACGUUGAGAACAACGCCAGUGGAAGGAAUGAAGCCAGGCACCUCCGGUCUUCGCAAGAAAGUAAAAGUCGUUCGAGAUGGACUGUACCUCCAUAAUUUUGUUCAAGCGCUUUUCGACUCGCUGCCACCGCACGAAAAGGAAGGGGCAACGAUGGUGGUGUCUGGAGAUGGACGCCAUUACAAUCGGGAGGCGAUCCAAAUCAUCAUUGAAAUUGCGGCCGCAAAUGGCGUAGGACGUCUAUGGAUCGGUAAAGGAGGAAUCAUGUCUACGCCUGCUGUCUCUGCUGUCAUUCGUGAGCGAGAAGGCGGCACUGCCAUGGGGGGCAUUAUCUUGACAGCCAGCCAUAAUCCCGGUGGCCCGGAGGAGGACUUCGGGAUCAAGUACAACAUGCAAAACGGGGAGCCGGCCUUGGAGUCAUUUACGGAUGCAGUCUAUGCCGCUACGUUGAGCAUCGAGGAAAUUAAGAUCCUGGCCAAUGCCCCCAAAGUAGAUUUGGAUGUCUUGGGUGUGACGCGAGUCGGAGAGAUGGUGGUGGAGGUGAUCGAUCCGGUCCAGGAUUAUCUAGGCGUGUUAAAGGACGCGUUUGAUUUUGAGGCACUUAGAAAAUUCAUUGCUCGCCCGGGUGGCUUCAAGCUUGUCUUCGACGCAAUGCACGGCGUUGCGGCUCCGUACGCCCAGGUCGUGUUGGGCAAGGAGCUGGGAUGCCCUCCCUCGACUUUCCUGCAUGCGUCAAGCAAAGAGGAUUUCGGAGGCUUGCACCCCGAUCCGAACUUGGCCUAUGCCUCAGACCUGGUAAAAGUGAUGGGCUUGUUGCCCAGUGGUGCCCCCGAUCCAUCGAUGGUGGAGGACAAGGACGUGCCAGACCUAGGGGCCGCUGCCGACGGGGACGCGGACAGGAACAUGAUCCUUGGAAAGCGUUUCUUCGUCACCCCUUCCGACUCCCUAGCCCUGAUCGCUGCGAACGCGGAUGCGAUCCCUUUCUUCCGGGAGCAAGGCGGUUUGAGGACUGUGGCGCGGUCCAUGCCUACCAGUCAGGCAGUGGACCAAGUGGCGCGGGCGAAGGGCUUGACCUGCGUCGAAACGCCGACGGGGUGGAAGUACUUUGGAAAUUUAAUGGACGCGCGGGCCUUGGGCAGUGCCCAAGAUUACGUCCCCAUCUUGUGCGGGGAGGAGAGCUUCGGGACGGGCAGCAACCAUGUGCGUGAAAAGGACGGGAUGUGGGCUGUGCUGGCAUGGUUGUCUAUCUUGGCUUCCCACAAUCCUAACCCGGAGGCGCCGUUGAAGCCGAUCAGCGCGAUCGUUCAGGAGCAUUGGGCAAUCUAUGGCAGGAACUAUUACUGCCGGUACGACUACGAAACGGUCGACUCGGACGCGGCAAACGCCAUGAUGGCCCAUCUACGGGAGCCUGAUUUCAAGCCGGGGCCGGUCCUCGACGGCUUUGUCCUGGCAGAGGUGGACGAUUUCUCCUACAGUGAUCCUGUGGACGGUCGUCAGGCUGUCAAGCAAGGUGUCCGCUUACUGUUCGAAGAUGGGAGCCGGGCAGUCUUCCGUCUUUCAGGCACCGGGUCGUCGGGAGCAACCAUUCGGAUGUACCUAGAAAGGUACGAAGCGGAUGUGAGCAAACAAGGGAUGACAAGUUCAGAGGCUUUGAAGCCACUAGCGGACUUUGCGAUCAAACUAGCAAAGCUGGAGCAUUACACAGGGCGGAGGGCGCCAACCGUGAUUACUUGAAGAUGGUGCCAAGUCAUUGAACGGAUGUAGAACAGGAUGCAUGGCUGCUGCAAGGCUGUUUGUGCCAACGCCGCAAAUGGAAAAGAAAGUAAGAAAAAAAAUCCUACACAGACAA
Nannochloropsis gaditana CCMP526 is the source of this 2140-nucleotide messenger RNA. RefSeq names its product phosphoglucomutase (gene PGM). Gene Ontology annotation, molecular function: magnesium ion binding; phosphoglucomutase activity. Gene Ontology annotation, cellular component: cytosol. The coding region runs from base 25 to 2025 and encodes 666 amino acids. Gene Ontology annotation, biological process: carbohydrate metabolic process. The record is from RefSeq and is a predicted model, not a curated record. The transcript is spliced from 2 exons.